GAAUAUUAAUUUAGACAGUCACAUCAAGACAUUUUCUGUCAUCAGUUCGAUCAUCAUCAUCAUUCGUAAAUUUCAGUAAUAAUUAAAGAUGAACAACGGUGCAUGUCAACGCAAGCCGAGAGGAGCACCAGAAGAUUCUGACCCAGUUACGUUGGAAGACCUGUUAGAAAACUACGGAUUGACUUCUCAGGAUAUCAGGGUUACACCAAAGAAGAAAUGCGCGUUGAAGAAAUUAUUAAAAAGCAUCACACCACCUGUUGAUAAGAAGAGACUCCCAAGAAGUCCAGAAUCACUCAUCACACCACGACAACUAUUUGGACCCGAGUCAUCUGCAUACACACAACCAGGCCCUAUGAUGCCAAAACCGAAUAUGCCUCCAACUCCACCGAUGCGUGACAUGACUCCACCAGAGUACAUUAGUAUGCCCGGCAAUGAUAUGUGCAGCGGCAUGGGCUUUCAGAGUGCUACUGACAUAAUGACUCCACAGUUACAUAAUAUGACAUACAGUGGGAUGACCAGCUUGACGGUGCCACUGACAGACGCUUUGAUUCGGAUGGGUAACACGAGUGGCCCAGGUGACAAGAGCGGUAUGGGAAACAUGACUGGCAUGAGUAAUAUGAGUGGCAUGGGUAAUAUGAGUGGCCCGGGUGAUAUGUGCGAUAUGGGUAACAUGAGUGGCAUGGGAAACAUGACUGGCAUGAGUAAUAUGAGUGGCAUGGGUAAUAUGAGUGGCCCGGGUGACAUGUGCGAUAUGGGUAACAUGAGUGGCAUGGGAAACAUGACUGGCAUGAGUAAUAUGAGUGGCAUGGGUAAUAUGAGUGGCCCGGGUGACAUGUGCGAUAUGGGUAACAUGAGUGGCAUGGGAAACAUGACUGGCAUGGGUAAUAUGAGUGGAAUGGGCACUAUGAGUGGCAUGGGUAACAUGAGUGCCUACAACGUUGGGGACGUCAGUAGUGUACAAAAAUGCUGCCCUUGUCCUAAUUCUCAAAGUUAUCAGGGAUGCAUGUAACAAUCGAAAGGGUUGGAAACUGAAACUGAAGUAUAAAGAGCAUUCAACAUCAUCAACAAAACAAUUUUAGAAUUUGGAAUUUGGAGAGACAGAGACAUUCGAAAAUUAUAAAUUGUAUUUUAUUUUACCAUAAAUAUAUUGAUUUGAACACUUUA
This is a messenger RNA of Aethina tumida (small hive beetle), 1164 nucleotides long. RefSeq lists its product as uncharacterized. The transcript is spliced from 41 exons. The record is from RefSeq and is a predicted model, not a curated record. Lineage: Eukaryota; Metazoa; Arthropoda; Insecta; Coleoptera; Nitidulidae. The coding region runs from base 89 to 1009 and encodes 306 amino acids.